GGACGAGUUGUACGCGCAACUUUUUGUUCGGAGUUCGAUCUUUGUCCGUGGAUCGAACGAGGAGGCGGGUUACUCCGAAUUCGAGAUACGUCAUCGAUACGCCGCCCGUGUAUCGUUGUCUCAGUCCAUUGGUAUAUUGUGAAUCGGCCUCUUCGUUCAAGAGCCGACGCGCUCCGAUCUGCCCUCCACUAGUUACUAGUCCUUUCCGUAAACCGACGGAAACACCCGAGGUAGGACGGCCUGCGCUUUGCGAGCGACGCGAACCGCCCUACGUCACAGUGAAGUAUGUGCUCUCGAGUGUAGAAAAUGGCUGCGCUCUCCGCUACCCCGGGUCGGCGCGGAUGUAAAUACGGCCUGUGGAUCAGCUUCGGAGCGUUUAUCGCGAGAUUCGUUGGCGCCUUAGGAAUAACGUGCUACUGCGAGGGACACUGUCCGGACGAUCGCCAAAAUGGAACGUGCGAAGGGCGACCCGGCGGCCAUUGUUUCAGCGCCGUCGAGGAAGUUUGGGACGCGGAGUCAGGAGAGUACGUGCCAGAAUGGUCGUUCGGGUGUCUGCCUCCGGACGAGCAGGGUUUCAUGCAAUGCAAGGGAUACCUAGUGCCGCACUUGCAAGGGAAGAGCAUAGUGUGUUGUAACAAGAGUGCCCUCUGCAACAAAGACUUGUACCCCGAGUACAAACCUAGGCCCACCGCGGUACCGAAUCCUAUGGCCAUAGCGUCCGGUGCGCCGCUGAUAAUAUUAGCCACCGUUCUCUCGAUCUGCCUAAUGUUAGUUUCGAUAGCCACGGUGAUGGUGUACCACAGGUACAGAAGGAAAGAGAGGGGACCCUGUCUGGUGCCCUCUCAGGGAACGUUGAAAGAUUUUAUUGAUCAGAGCAGCGGAUCCGGUUCGGGAUUACCUCUUCUGGUACAGCGAACGAUCGCCAAACAGUUGGCCUUGUCCCAGUGUGUCGGUAAAGGACGUUAUGGCGAAGUCUGGCUCGCCAGAUGGAGAGGCGAAAAGGUCGCGGUCAAGGUAUUUUUCACGCUGGAAGAAGCCUCUUGGUUCAGGGAAACCGAGAUUUAUCAGACGGUAUUGAUGAGGCACGAUAACGUACUGGGCUUCAUCGCUGCAGACAUAAAAGGAACCGGCUCUUGGACGCAGAUGUUACUGAUCACCGACUACCAUGAAAGAGGAUCGUUGUACGAUUACCUGCAGACCACCGUCCUCGAUCACCCCGCUUUACUCGCAAUUUGCCUUUCGAUCGCUUCUGGAAUCGCUCAUCUUCACACCGAGAUAUUUGGAACCCGCGGCAAGCCUGCCAUCGCUCAUCGCGAUAUCAAGAGCAGAAAUAUUUUGGUCAAACGAAACGGCGAAUGCGCGAUCGCCGAUUUCGGUUUGGCGGUGAGAUAUAUCAGCGAGAGCGGGGAAAUCGAUAUUGCGCCGAACACCCGGGUGGGCACCCGUCGAUACAUGGCUCCGGAAGUUCUGGAUGAGACUCUGAACGCGUCCUCCUUCGACGCGUUCAAAAUGGCGGAUAUAUAUUCGGUGGGCCUAGUGCUUUGGGAGGCGUGCAGGAGAUGCGUGACCGGUGCUAAAAAUUCGAUCGUCGAACCGUACGCUUUGCCGUAUCACGACGUCGUUCCGGCCGAUCCAGAUUUCGAGGAUAUGCGGUUAGCGGUUUGCGUGAAACGGUUACGCCCGGUGAUACCAGCGCGAUGGGAAAAUGACACGAUCCUAUUUGCUCUGAGUAAGCUUAUGGCCGAGUGUUGGCACGCGAAUCCUGCCGUUCGUUUGACGGCGCUGCGCGUGAAAAAAACGAUAUCCAAGUUACACAUCGACAACGCCAUCAAAAUCGUGUAGCGCUUGGCAUCGCUCGAAUACGUUCUAUUACUUGUUCUAAGCUUACCGACUAUUUUCCCCUUGUACAUAUAUGCUCCUGGUGUACAUAAGUUUAUCGACAGACUGCAAGCCCGAAGACUGAGUACUAACAUUUAUAAAUACACGACGAUGUAUGAACGCGAACAUUUUUAUGAUCGAUGAGUGAUUGGGUUUGGUUUUGGUUGUCGUCCUUGUCGUUGUCCUUGUCGUUGUCGUUAUCAUUGUCUGUCAUGAAAGCGGUUAAGUGAGUAUGUAUCGUGUGCGAAUGCUUUUCUCUCCUUUUACUUUCUGUUCUUUUCCUUUCUUCUCUUUCAUCUUAACGUCCGGCGUAACGCGGUCGUUUUAACGCUCUUCGAGUUCGUUCAACGUAGUCGAUGAUGGUUACUACUUAUUGUUAGGAAAGGUAACGUUGUUCUGCCAAGUAGUUGUUGGAGUAAGAUUAGCGGUUAAAAAUCUAUUAAAGGAAGCGAUGGCUUUAUCGUUUUUAUCCUAGCGUUUUACCGUACAAUUCGUGCGAAAAUUUAUGCUUGUGCGUCUAGAAAACAAUCAUCGAAGAGAUUACCGAUACGAAAAGUUGUGAAGAAUAGAUUUCGUUCGGGGAUACGAACGCGACCUUCUAACGUUGCAAACGUUUAACGAAAGCAGAACGUUCACGUAUUCCAAAUAUUCUUCCGUGUCGGAAUCUUGCUUCGUUUAUAAAAUUUCAUACGAUUUUUCGUAUACUCUUCUUUCAAUCUUGUUACGCUUAUUUUUCACUUGGAAAGCAGGAAUUGUUUCAUCGAACCUGCAGUUGCGUUGAUACGUACUUUUCUCCUCUCUUUCGUUUUCCUCCUUUUUCACCUUUUUGUACGAUCCUGUAUUAUCUGUACAGUAUGUAAUUUAUGUUUUUAAGUUGUACAAAUGAGAUAUAUCGUUUAGCUUAAGUGCAAUUAGAGAUAUAAAGUAUAUUAAAAACGUCGAUUGCCUAGACUUCGAAGAUACUUUUUAACGACGUGAUCGGCGUAACGAUAAUAAUUUUUACAGUUUAAUAAUCACCUAUAUCUAUGUAUAUAUAUUUUUUAUUUUUCUUUUUUUUUUUUUCAAAUUUUAAAGAUUUAUUCGAAUACGCGAUAGUUUGACGUAUUCGUGAUCUUUGUAAGAUGCACGGAUUAUGGAAAUCUCGAAAGGUUUUAAAGAACCGUUGCCAUUAAAAUCAUUGUUACGUCCGACUUCCGUGUACGCGCCAUGUAACGGGAGUCACUGUUAAAUAGUAUUUAAGUUUCUGUUCGGGAAGAUGAAUUGUAAUUGCAUUAAAAAUCAUAGCUGAUAGUUGGCUGAUCGCGGACAAUGAAAUUUAUAUUUUUAACGAGUAUUAAAUAUUAUAGUCUUUUUCAA
This is a messenger RNA of Megachile rotundata (alfalfa leafcutting bee), 3234 nucleotides long. RefSeq names its product serine/threonine receptor kinase thickveins (gene tkv). NCBI's taxonomy places the organism in Eukaryota, Metazoa, Arthropoda, Insecta, Hymenoptera, Megachilidae. Gene Ontology annotation, molecular function: ATP binding; transmembrane receptor protein serine/threonine kinase activity. Gene Ontology annotation, biological process: cellular response to growth factor stimulus; protein phosphorylation; cell surface receptor protein serine/threonine kinase signaling pathway. Gene Ontology annotation, cellular component: plasma membrane; signaling receptor complex. The record is from RefSeq and is a predicted model, not a curated record.